UUAUGACCAAAACAGCUGAAAAACCAUACCCUUUGGGGCAGCACAUACCCAUAUAGCCCAUAUAAGGGAGUAGCCCCCGGUAUCCCCUCCCCCGGGACUCACUUUAAUAGCAUUUUUUGACCACCUUAUUUGUAUGAUCUACCAAAAAUGAGUGUUUUGUUUUGUUUUUUUUACAAUUUUCUAAUUUUAUAUUCUUGAUGCUCUAAUGAUAAUGCAUAUUUACUUCUCCCAAAUUUGUAGCCCAACCAUAAAACCAUCGCCCGCACUAUUUCCGUCUCCAGACCCUUCGUUUCUGUUGAGACGAGUGGAUAGGGGCCCAGGGAUAGGAAUGCCCGUACGCUGCGCCGACGCAUGGCAGUGUCACACAAGUCACUUUCUUCGUGUUCGUCACGCAAGCACAUUCACUGGUGCUGGCGGGCUGUACAAUUACUUGGGCACGUUUUUAAACGCAGAGUGUCUCUGUCAUCUAUAAUAUUCCUCCAUCUUGCAGAAGGGAAGUAACUUAAUCGCUGACAAUUCUCUAGCUCUGGGAUGGUGUUGUACCGGCGAAUUGGGAUAUAUGUUGCCACCAUUUACAUUUCAACAUUUGUUCUCGUCCUGCCCUUGUUGUGUCACAAACUUGGCUUCUCAACGUAUUUUAACAAGCCGAAGGAGCCUUACAAAUACCUCGAAGCAGAGAACAAGGAACGAACCGAGGAAGCGAGGAAAUAUUUUAAUAGUCUUUAUAAAUCGACUACGACAUUUCCCCAAUAUGGUGAAAAAGUUCAAAUCGAUUUCUCUAUUGUUCUCUUGACAGCUCACCGUGGUUCGAACACGCAUUAUUCACUUCAAGUCGCCUCUCGUUUACUGCCUCAGGUCAUAAGCGAUGAAGGGAGAAGUGUUUUAACCAUUCUUAAUUCGGAUCCACAGCCUGGAAUGAACGAAGAUGCUGCUUACUUGUCGAACUUUAUUACGGUAGUCAAUAGUUCGUUACCUGUAACGUCCGCUUCGAGGUCACGCGAGAAAGAAGACUAUGUUGUGGGUUUAGAAAUAGGCGUGCGACACAAUUCAACGUACGUUUUAAUGAUCGAGGAUGACGCUUUGCCGUCAGAACGUCUCCUCAGCCAUCUUCGGUAUGUCUUGACAUAUAAAAUGCCUGGGAAGUUCUUGAAAAGUCGACGGGAUUGGGUGUUUCUGAAACUCUACUAUCCCGAGAAAUGGCAGGGUUUUGGUUGGCCCGAAUUACCAGAACUUGUAUUGAUCGGUAUACUCGGCGGAUCUUUAGCUGUGUGGGUUCAAUUGAAAAUGCGAACUACGACACGAAGGAAAGUAUCGCUGUAUUGUACCUUCACUGUAUGGGGAGUCUAUGUCAUUUUGGUUGUUUAUACCGUCGGCAGAGCUCAUUGGAUAGAAUUAAGGAAGCUCUCACCAGUCAUGUACUCAGUUGUCAAGGCUCCUGGCUGCUGCACACCAGGUGUUCUUUAUCCGAGGUCUCAUGCACGCAACCUCGCCAAUUUUUUAAAAUCAGUUCAGUGUAGUGAAAAGUAUCCUAUGGAUGUGGCGAUCGAUGACUUUGCCAACAAAAUGAAUUUGGAGAGGUACUUGGUGAUUCCGAACAUGAUCAGUCACAUUGGUGUUCAUUCAAGUCUUGGUAGCCGAAUGAAACACUUUGCUGAGUUUUAUUUGAUGUUUAAGCCAUGAGUAAGGGAGUAUGCAACAGUUUCGCUGAAUUUCAAAUAAAGUGACAUAUUGUACCUCAGGCUUCUCCCUCUUUCCAAAAAUAAGUCCCUGUUAUGGUAACAUUUCAACAUCCAACAAAGCGCUGAAAUUACAACAUGGAGGAGGUGGAUAGAAUGAUGAUAAAGGACUGACUCGCAUUGCCAUUCCAAAGGGAAUGUAAGGACUUCUAGCAUUUUUGAUGUGAAAAGGUUCGAAAUUUGGAUGGGGACGUCAAUGAAUCCCCUAAAAGAACCACAUAAAUAUUGAAUUAUUAACACAUAUUUGCUUAGCUGAUGUACAUGUAGUGCAUCAGAACUAUUUAAAUGAUAUAAGAACCAUAAUAAGAAGGAUCAUGACCACAGGCAUUAUAAUAAACGCUUAUUUAGAUUGCAUCAUUUGCAUUUCCUUGAUCUACAAUGUGUAGCUGUUGAUCUGAUAUCCUGUAGCUAGAUCUUUUUUUUAUUAUUCCUAAGUAAUUUUCAAUUCAGAAGUAGUUUGGGCAUAUAAUUUCUCCAUCCUCGGAGACCCAGGGGCAGCCAGUUGGGACGAUGCACUAUUUUCAGGUGACACAAUAUUUUCAGGUGAAAGUUUACAUCAAGAGCAGGAGCGGCAGAAAAUAUUGCAUCAUGCCGACUAGCUCCCCCCAAGUCUCCGAGGAUGAUAAUUUGACCUGGCAAUGUUGAUUUAUUAUUUUCUUUUUGUACUGGCCAUAUAUAUGUUAAGCAUAUUGCUUGACUUAUUUGUCUUUUAUCACCACGUGUCUCAUGCUGUUGUAAAGAAACCAUGAUGCAACUGACAGCAUAGGUCUGAACAAGCUACCUGGCACACAUCCCUAUUCCUUGGUGUGUGCAAUCAAAGGAGCUCAAUCACCAUGUUUUGAAUUAUUUUGGCCAGUUGUACAAAGUUACCUUUGAAUUAAACAAAACC
Orbicella faveolata is the source of this 2625-nucleotide messenger RNA. RefSeq names its product GPI-N-acetylgalactosamine transferase PGAP4-like. NCBI's taxonomy places the organism in Eukaryota, Metazoa, Cnidaria, Anthozoa, Scleractinia, Merulinidae. Gene Ontology annotation, cellular component: Golgi membrane. Gene Ontology annotation, molecular function: glycosyltransferase activity. Gene Ontology annotation, biological process: GPI anchor biosynthetic process. The record is from RefSeq and is a predicted model, not a curated record.